Messenger RNA from Solanum verrucosum, 1537 nucleotides. Its product is annotated as 7-deoxyloganetin glucosyltransferase-like. The record is from RefSeq and is a predicted model, not a curated record. Gene Ontology annotation, molecular function: UDP-glycosyltransferase activity. NCBI's taxonomy places the organism in Eukaryota, Viridiplantae, Streptophyta, Magnoliopsida, Solanales, Solanaceae. The coding region runs from base 1 to 1449 and encodes 482 amino acids. The transcript has 2 exons.
AUGGGUUCCAUUGGAAAUCAUAACAAGCCUCAUGCAGUUUGCAUACCAUACCCUGCCCAAGGCCACAUUAAUCCAAUGUUAAAAUUAGCCAAAAUCCUCAAUCACAAAGGCUUUCACAUCACUUUUGUCAACAAUGAAUACAAUCAUAGACGUCUCCUUAAAUCUCGCGGCCCUGAUUCCCUCAAAGGUUUGCCAUCCUUUCAAUUCGAGACCAUUCCUGAUGGCCUCCCACCUUGUGAUGCUGAUUCAACUCAAGAUAUUCCUGCUCUGUGUGAAUCCACUACCAAAACUUGUUUAGGCCCUUUCAAGGAAUUGCUUGCAAAGCUCAAUGACACUUGUUCAUCUAACGUCCCACCUGUAUCGUGCAUCAUUUCCGAUGGUGUUAUGAGCUUCACUCUAGCUGCUGCUCAAGAAUUAGGCAUUCCUGAAGUUUUCUUUUGGACUCCAAGUGCUUGUGGUUUAUUAGGUUACAUGCAUUACCACGAACUUGCUAAAAAAGGAUACUUUCCACUUAAAGAUGCAAGUGACUUAACGAAUGGCUAUUUGGAGACCGCUUUGGAUUGGAUACCCGGCAUGAAAGACAUACGUCUGAGGGAUUUACCAAGUUUCUUGAGAAGUACAAAUCCAGAUGAUUUUUUGUUUAACUUCCUCAUCCAAGAAACAGAUAGAAGCAAAUCGGUUUCUGCUAUUGUAAUCAACACAUUUGAUCCAUUAGAGAAGGAUGUUCUUGAAUCACUUCAGACACUUCUUCCUCCGGUCUACACGAUUGGCCCCCUCCAUUUUCUUGUAAAACAUAUUGAGGACAAGAAUUUGGAGCGCUUGGGAUCCAAUCUUUGGAAAGAGGAUCCAAAAAGUGUAGAAUGGCUUGAUUCCAAGAAACCAAAUUCUGUUGUCUAUGUUAAUUUUGGGAGCAUUACUGUCAUGACUGCGAACCAACUUAUUGAAUUCGCGUGGGGACUUGCCAAUAGUCAAAUGGAAUUUUUAUGGAUCAUAAGACCUGAUAUUGUAUCAGGGGAAGAAGCAAUUCUUCCACCCGAAUUCAUGGAAGAAACUAAAGAAAGAGGCAUGUUGACAAGUUGGUGCCCGCAAGAACAAGUCCUUAGCCACCCUGCUAUUGGAGGUUUCUUGACUCACAGUGGAUGGAAUUCGACCCUUGAAAGUAUUGGCAAUGGUGUGCCAAUGAUCUGCUGGCCGUUCUUCGCGGAACAACAGACUAAUUGUUGGUUCAAAUGCACCCAAUGGGGAAUUGGAAUGGAAAUUGACAAUAAUGUAAAAAGGGAUGAAGUUGAAAGUCUUGUGAGAGAGUUAACAGUCGGCGAGAAAGGUAAAGAUAUGAAGAAAAAGGCAAUGGAGUGGAAGAAAUUGGCUGAAGAAGCGGCUGCAAAACCAACAGGAUCAUCUUAUGUGAACAUAGACAAAUUGAUCAAUGAAAUUCUCCUCAAACAUUAGGUGGUUGAUUUUCAUUAUUUCCUAUGUUGGCAUCAUCCUUUAAUUCUUGUUUCCCUUUUGCUUUUUUGUUAUGUUGUAACUUGGUGUU